AUGAAGUCGCUGCUCUUCAGCCGAUUCCUCCUGCUGCUGCCCUGGGUGCUCAUCGUCAUCAUCGUGCUGGACAUCGACAGCAGCCGGGCGCCGCUGCCCGCCCUCGCCCCCCGCGGCGGCGGUAGCAGCGGGGGGACGCGGCCGGCUGCGGGGCGGGUGCCCCCUCCGCGGCCGCCCGAGGCGGCGCUGCCCACCAUCUAUGCCAUCACGCCCACGUACAGCCGCCCGGUGCAGAAGGCCGAGCUCACCCGCCUGGCCAACACCUUCCGGCAGGUGGCGCGGCUGCACUGGAUCCUGGUGGAGGACGCGGCGGCGCGCAGCGAGCUGGUGAGCCGCUUCGUGGCGGGCGCCGGGCUGCCCUGCACGCACCUCCACGUCCCCACGCCGCGCCGCUACAAGCGGCCGGGGCUGCCCCGCGCCACCGAGCAGCGAAACGCCGGCCUGGCCUGGCUGCGGCAGCGGCACCAGCACUUGCCGCCCGCACAGCCCGGGGUGCUCUUCUUCGCCGACGACGACAACACCUACAGUCUGGAGCUCUUCCAGGAGAUGCGAACGACCCGCAAAGUGUCGGUGUGGCCCGUGGGACUGGUGGGGGGACGGCGGUACGAGCGCCCACUCGUGGAAAACGGCAAAGUCGUCGGCUGGUACACAGGCUGGAGAGCUGACAGGCCCUUCGCUAUCGACAUGGCAGGAUUUGCUGUGAGUCUCCAAGUGAUUCUGUCACACCCGAAAGCCGUAUUCAAACGUCGCGGUUCUCAGCCAGGAAUGCAAGAAUCUGAUUUUCUGAAACAGAUAACCACGGUGGAGGAACUGGAGCCAAAAGCAAACAACUGCACAAAGGUUCUCGUAUGGCACACCCGAACCGAAAAGGUCAAUCUGGCUAACGAGCCAAAAUACCACCUGGACACGGUCAGCAUCGAGGUGUGA
Molecule: messenger RNA, 927 nt
Organism: Colius striatus (speckled mousebird)
Lineage: Eukaryota; Metazoa; Chordata; Aves; Coliiformes; Coliidae
Gene: B3GAT2
Product: beta-1,3-glucuronyltransferase 2
Exons: 4
Coding region: 1-927 (308 amino acids)
Biological process (GO): chondroitin sulfate proteoglycan biosynthetic process; carbohydrate metabolic process
Cellular component (GO): Golgi membrane
Molecular function (GO): galactosylgalactosylxylosylprotein 3-beta-glucuronosyltransferase activity
Source: RefSeq, a predicted model, not a curated record